AUGCCGAUGAGGGGAGUUCGACGUUUUGGAGUAUCUGGCAAGCUGAGUCCUCGCUAUGUGGGGUCGUUCGAGAUAUUGGAGCGAGUCGGAUCAUUGGCUUACCGGUUAGCUUUACCCCCUCAGCUAGCUCAAGUACAUGAUGUCUUUCAUGUUUCUAUGCUUCGCAAGUACGUGGAAGAUCCUGGGUAUGUUAUUGAUUAUCACUCGCUUGUGGUGCAAGAGGACGCGUCAUACAUCGAGUUGCCUGCUAGUAUUGUGGAUCGGAAAGAGAAAGUGCUCCACAACCGUACGAUUUCCUAUGUAAAGGUCCAGUGGCAGCGACAUACCCCUGAGGAGGCUACUUGGGAGCUAAAGGAGGACAUAAGGCGACUUUAUCCUCAGUUAUUUGCUUAG
Molecule: messenger RNA, 393 nt
Organism: Diospyros lotus (date-plum)
Lineage: Eukaryota; Viridiplantae; Streptophyta; Magnoliopsida; Ericales; Ebenaceae
Exons: 1
Coding region: 1-393 (130 amino acids)
Source: RefSeq, a predicted model, not a curated record